AUGUCCGGCAACGCAACCAAUUUCACUCUAAGACGAGAACUGAUAGAAACGUUGUGUGAUCGAACUAAUGUUGCUGCUCAAACAUUCCCUCUCGAACAAUGGAUUUAUUGGAAAUUAAUCACCCCACUUUCUCCCUGGGAAGGGGGCUUUUAUGAACAAAUGAUAGGAAUUAAAAAGUCAAUUCUGAGAAAAAUGGCACGUAGAAAAUCAGUACGGGGAAACGAAUUUAUUACGGUGAUACCAGAAUGCGAAGCUAUGUUAAAUACAUGCCCACCUGCAUAUACUGAUAAAAUGGUAGACGGACGGCUCGGUCAUCAUUCGGCCCAUAGACUUCAUUACACCUUUCGCUUACGAUCUUCUACCGUCUGUGGAAAGCGGUCAAAUGUGAUCGGGAGUACUUAA
Messenger RNA from Haemonchus placei, 402 nucleotides. The record is from the annotation of a GenBank genome assembly. Lineage: Eukaryota; Metazoa; Nematoda; Chromadorea; Rhabditida; Trichostrongylidae.